CAGAGACUCACACACAGAGAGAGAGAGAGAGAGGGACAGAGAGAGAGAGAGAGAGACAGAGACAGAGAGAGAGUCUGCUCAUUAAAGUAAAGAUGGAGCUCUCCUCGACGGGAGAUCGUGUUUUCGCGGCUGAAGCUAUACUGAAACGCCGCGUCCGUAAGGCAAGACUUGAAUACCUGGUAAAAUGGAAAGGAUGGGCCAUGAAGCACAGCACUUGGGAGCCAGAGGAGAAUAUUCUGGACGACAGGCUGAUCCUGGGCUUUGAGAGAAAGGAGCGGGACAGGGAAAUGCACGGGCCGAAGAAACGCGGACCAAAACCCAAAAACCUAGCGGCGAAGACUCGUACUCAGAAAGGAGGUUCCAGCAGCCGAGCCUCAGACGCCCGCCAGACUACGUCACGCUCCUCCUCGUCCACUUCCGGCAGAGCGGCGACUCCUUCCUCCUCCGCCUCGCCUCACUUAGCGUCUUCGUCCUCCUCUACCUCGACCGUGGCACCCUCUCCCAAACUCAACUCCCUGGCGGCCACCCACAAGCUGAAGAAAGACAUUCACCGCUGCCACCGGAUGUCCAGGCGCCCUCUGCCUCGCUCGGACCCCACGGCGGCGGCCUCCUUCUCCGGCUUCCCCUCCCGCCUGCACGUCUCGCCCUUCUCCGAGACCGUCCGCAUCCUCAACCGCAGGGUCAAACCCCGGGAGGUCAAGAGAGGUCGGAUCAUCCUCAACCUGAAGGUCAUUGACAAGCCGGGGAGAGGCGGCGCGUCUGCGGGCGGAAGGAAUAUUACGACGGGACGCCAGAACAUCCCGUCUCGCAAUCGCAUCAUCGGGAAGAAGGGAGGAGACGCUCCCUAUAGACCUUUCCAGCCGCCUCUGAAGAUGCUGGGCUUCCCCAUGUACGGGACACCGUUUGGGCUUCAGUGUGGAGGCCCCGUGUCCAGCACAGGGGCCAGGAACACCGACUCUACUCCCUCCUCCCAGUGCCGCUCGCCUCCGUCUCCUUCCAGCUCCACCCACUCUGUAAGAAAGUCCAACACCACCGCCUCAGCUGCUGCUCAGUCCUCACCUUCCGGCGAGGCCGCCAAGUCCAGUGGACCUCCCACAGAGACCCAGAAGAGCCAGAGCGCCAAGCCAGCUGCUACUUCUCCGUCCUCACCAUCAUCUUCCUUGGAGGAGGACGACGACAGUCGGACGACCCAAGAGGGAGGCAGGAAAAGUCCUCGCCAACGCGGGGCUAAACGUCAGCUGCCCGCCGCCGCCUCCGUUUCCACCGGAGACCAGAGCUCCGCCCCCUCCGAACCACAAAAGGUGCCCGCCGAGGGAGACCCCAACUGGCACCCUGAAAUGGCACCGAGCUGCAAGGACGUGGUGGUCACCGACGUCACCACCAACCUCGUCACCGUCACCAUAAAAGAGUUCCCCUCCCCCGCCUCCCCCUCGUCUGCUCUUGGCCCCGAAAACGCCCCCUCCCCUCCCCCCGACGCCACCACCUCCGACGAACCCCCCCCUCCUCCCACCAAGCCAUAGGAGAACCAGACGUCAUGAAGUCGAUGAUCUCCGUUUGAUGAUGGAAGUAAAUAUCGCGCCAGUGUUGCCACUUCAGCCCUCUGAAGGUGUGUCCAUGUUUGUGUAGCGGCGUCGUCUACUAUUCAGCCAUUGAAGAGGGGAAUAAAGAACGUUUUCUUUUUUUAAAGAAGUUGUAUACAUUUGAAAGCGGGCAGCUAAUACGCCCUUAAAUUGCCAUAUUUUGUCCACUUGCACAGGCUGUUGUUGACCUUCAGGUGUUCUGCCAUUUUCCUGCCCCCCCCCCCCCUCCCCCCCUCUAGUAUCAUUGGAGGUCCAGCUUGUUAAAGAUAUAAGAGGUGAUGUGUUUUUGCACUUAACACAGUUGGACUCCUAUGUUGCAUCAAUACAGCGAGGUAAAUGCACGUGACUGCAUCGAAGAAAAACGACUUAUUUUAUGUUCAUCAGUUGGUUUUUUUCAAGGCCUUUUAUCCUCUUGACUACAUAUACGUACAGUAUGAGUAAGUAUUUAUAUGCACGCACAACCUUUAUAAGCUGCAGAAGAAAAUACGUAAACAAUAGUUUUCACGUCUUUGUUGUGCUUAACGUCUUUCUCUCCGCUGCUUGCUCUGUUUUUCCUCACAAACCCGACGCCUUCUUUAAUCUGUCGCGUCCAACAAGACGUCUAGAAGGUCUGUCAGCUGAACUCAGAUCAGACUGAAGCCACAAACCAAAUGCAGCUAAUGAAAACAGUGUGUUGGAGCUUUGAGCUCGCUAUCCAGAUGAUGGACUUGAUUAGUUUGUCUCUUUACCGUCCACGUAGAGCAAAACGGAUUCACUUCCUGGUUAGUUCCUUUACAGGUUUCUGGUCAGUUUAGCUUCAAUAGCAUGUAGCAUGGUUCAGCCCACAGAGCAAGAGGAACUGAGCCAGGACAAAUGUUGGUUAAUAGUGGUGUAACGGACCGUAGUUGAUCCGUACUGACCCCCCUCACAGUUCUAUGUUAACCAUCAGAGUGUAGAUAAAGUUUUACUGACUCAGUAGAACAUGUUUCUAGUCUCUGAUCAUGUUUCAUU
Anarrhichthys ocellatus (wolf-eel) is the source of this 2570-nucleotide messenger RNA. It is a transcript of the gene cbx6a, whose product is annotated as chromobox homolog 6a. Gene Ontology annotation, molecular function: chromatin binding. Gene Ontology annotation, cellular component: chromatin; PRC1 complex. Gene Ontology annotation, biological process: negative regulation of transcription by RNA polymerase II. The transcript is spliced from 5 exons. The coding region runs from base 93 to 1520 and encodes 475 amino acids. NCBI's taxonomy places the organism in Eukaryota, Metazoa, Chordata, Actinopteri, Perciformes, Anarhichadidae. The record is from RefSeq and is a predicted model, not a curated record.